UGUCGGGUUUAAGUUCGUUUGUAAUUGAAUCGCUCGGAACACACAGAUCAAUAAUAACUGAAAAUGCUGAAGCAAGUCAAUGGGCUAAAGCUAACCACGCGCAAUCUUUGGGUGGCUUGCGGUGGCCUGCGGGCCAAGGAUGGCGACAAGGGCAAGGGCAAGGAUAAGGCAGACGCAAACGCAAAGUUUCGCACGGAGAAGGACACGUUUGGGGAACUAAAGGUUCCAGCGGACAAGCUAUUUGGAGCUCAGACUAUGCGCUCCAAGCUGAAUUUUCCCAUCGGUGAUAUAGGCGAACGGAUGCCGAUGCCCGUGAUUCAGGCCAUGGGCAUACUGAAAAAGGCCUGCGCCGAGGUCAACAAGGACUACGGCUUGGACAGCAAGAUCUCGGAGGCAGUGUCCUGUGCCUGCGACGAUGUCAUCUCGGGCAAGUACUACAAGCAGGGCCACUUCCCGCUGGUCAUCUGGCAAACUGGGUCCGGCACCCAGUCCAAUAUGAAUACCAAUGAGGUGAUCAGCAAUGCGGCCAUCAAGAUGAUGGGUGGCGAACUGGGCAGCAAGAGUCCGGUGCAUCCCAACGACCAUGUGAACAAGUCGCAGAGCUCCAACGACACCUUUCCCACGGCCAUCCACAUUUCGGUGGGCAUGGAGCUGAACGAGCGACUGAUUCCGGCGGUGAAACACCUGAGGGAUGCACUCAAAUCCAAGUCGGAUGAGUUUAAGGACAUCAUCAAGAUCGGCCGCACCCAUCUGAUGGACGCAGUGCCUCUGACGCUGGGCCAGGAGUUCAGUGGCUACACCCAGCAGCUGACCUACGGUCUGGAGAGGAUCAAGUGCUGUCUACCGCGGGUCUAUGAGCUGGCCUUGGGCGGCACUGCCGUGGGCACCGGUCUGAAUACCCACAAGGGAUUUGCCGAGAAGGUGGCCAAGAGGAUUGCCGAGCUCACCUGCCUGCCCUUCGUCUCGGCGCCCAAUAAAUUCGAGGCCCUGGCUGCCAGAGAUGCCAUGGUGGAGGUGCAUGGAGUGCUCAAUACAGUUGCCGUGAGUCUGAUGAAGAUUGCCAAUGACAUCCGCCUGCUGGGAUCGGGUCCACGUUGCGGCAUUGGGGAACUCCUGCUGCCGGAGAACGAACCGGGUAGCUCCAUCAUGCCCGGCAAGGUGAAUCCCACGCAGUGCGAGUCAAUGACCAUGCUGUGUGCCCAGGUGAUGGGCAACCAGGUGGCGGUGUCCAUCGGCGGCUCCAACGGACACUUCGAACUAAAUGUAUUCAAGCCCCUGAUAGUGUCCAAUGUGCUGCGAUCCAUUCGGUUGUUAUCCGAUGGCAGCAUGACCUUCAGCAAAAACUGCGUGGAGGGACUGCAGGCUAACAAGGACAUGAUCGACAAGAUUAUGAAUGAGUCCCUGAUGCUGGUAACCGCCUUGAAUCCGCACAUCGGCUAUGACAAGUCCGCCCAAAUCGCAAAGACGGCCCACAAGAACAAGACCACCUUGAAGGAGGAGGCCCUGAAAACCGGGAUCACCGAAGAGCAGUUUAAGGAGUGGGUCAAUCCCAAGGAGAUGCUGGGACCCAAGUGAUCCAUCCUUAGUUAUUAGUUAUUAUCAAUGUUGCCAGUUAGAUGUAAUAAAAUUUUUCAAGUUUAUCAACA
Messenger RNA from Drosophila gunungcola (fruit fly), 1646 nucleotides. RefSeq names its product probable fumarate hydratase, mitochondrial. The record is from RefSeq and is a predicted model, not a curated record. Gene Ontology annotation, biological process: malate metabolic process; fumarate metabolic process; tricarboxylic acid cycle. The transcript has 5 exons. Gene Ontology annotation, molecular function: fumarate hydratase activity. Gene Ontology annotation, cellular component: tricarboxylic acid cycle heteromeric enzyme complex; mitochondrion. The coding region runs from base 64 to 1575 and encodes 503 amino acids. NCBI's taxonomy places the organism in Eukaryota, Metazoa, Arthropoda, Insecta, Diptera, Drosophilidae.